AUGGGCGAAGAUGUCAAGCAGACGAUCAUCGAUACGCUUUCCCGCGGUUUUAUAUCCUGUUCGAAUUCCCGCGGUUCUUUAACCCCACGAGGAGGAGGCGAAGAAAACCGUUUCGGAGAUUCAGAGCCGGCUGAAAAAACUCCCGCCGAGCGAGAAGGGCGAAUGGGACGCGCUGCGGUUGGCGGGAAUCGCGUCGGGGAACGAGGAGAUGAAGGAAACGCGGGAAUUCUACCGGGACGGCGGGGACGAAAUGGGCCAAUAUUUGAUUCCCGUGGGACUGGAGCGGUUUUUGGCGUACCUGCUUCCGGUGAGCGAGCGAAUCGAAUUGAUGUGCGUGGAGGUGUUUGGAACCGCGGGGAAGCCGAAGGAGACAUUGGAGAAACGUGGAAUCGACGCGUCGCUGAACCAAAUUCUGAAGUGUGUGUCGGUGAAUUUGCAUUCAUUCAUCGAAAACGAGAACCAAAGUCCGUUCUUGUUUCAAUCGCAGAUCGAUUUAUUGGAGCUCGCCAUGCAGCACGGCGGAAUCUUGAUGCGGAACAGCGUGUUGUUCCGAUUGUGUCUCUCCGAGAAGCAGGAAAUCGAGGCCAAAUGGGUCGCCUUCGCGCGCGAAAUCAACCGGCACAUCCAAGAAACCAACGUAGAACCGCGGUACUGCGGCGUGCUGCGGCCCGUCAAGAUUCUGCCGUGCGUGGCGGACCGGAUCGUGGAAUCGGAGAAACUGCGUACAGUGGUAACGGGCCGCUUGAAGCAAGCGCUGGACAAAAGCGGCCCGAUGAACAACCGAAUGCGCGAAAUCCACAGCCAAUUGAACCAGACCAUCCCCAAUCCCGCGGGAAAAACCCCCGCGGGGGAGGCUGCAUGCGAUCCCCUCGCUCUCUUGGUGGAAAUGGGGAAGGCAGUGCGUGCCAAGGUGGAGGAAAUCGCGGGAAUGGGUCCGAAAUACACCAAUCUGAUCUUGACGGAAAACCUCCAAUUUUUGGAAUCCACGAUGGAACUUCGCAUCAUCGACGCGCUGAGCGGCGAAGUGCAGGCGUGGCGAGCGGCGUACGAAGAAGCGGAAUCGAAGUAUUUGGACGAACAAAUUCGGUAUCAAUUCGCGCGGUUUAAGGAGUUCUACGAUUCCACGAAGCAGCAUGUCACGGCGGAAUCGGAGGAGCAGCUGCCGUUCUUGGUGACGAAGCAGGCGUUUGCGAAGAACGCGUCGCUGGGAAAUGUGAAGAAGCCGCUGCGGAAGCUGCGGAGGCGAAUGGAGAAGCAUUUGGGAAC
Blastocystis hominis is the source of this 1266-nucleotide messenger RNA. RefSeq lists its product as hypothetical. The transcript has 3 exons. The record is from RefSeq and is a predicted model, not a curated record. Lineage: Eukaryota; Bigyra; Opalinata; Blastocystidae. Bases 1 to 1107 code for a protein of 368 amino acids.